AUGGACGACGAUCAAUUAGAGAAAUCAAACAAGGCCCUGACAUUAGCUCAGGUGGCUUUAAAUCCCUGCAUCAACAAAAGACUGUAUUUCAAAAACCUUGUCAGCACCCUGAGGGAACCAUUGAAUCCGAAAAUUGUUCGAAAGAGGAAAGUGGCUGGACUGGAUUGUGAUCUUUCCGAAGAAGAGUUCAUCGAGAAAAGAAAGAAAUGGCAGAGCAAGAAGUUGGUGACAGGCAAGGACUACGACCCGGACACAGACUACAUUUACGAUGCCCGCAAGUACUACGACCCGGAGAAAGAGCAAGAAGCAAUUGAAUACAGGAAUAAAAGGGAGGCUUUCCUUAAAAUGAAACAGCAGAAACAAGAAGAGCUGCAGCAGCAGCAACAAAUCCAACCACCCUACCUUGCUACAAAUUUCAAAACUCAAAGUGAUUUUUUCCUGGCUUCUAAGCCAUAUCUUCGAAAUCAAGGGUUUGCAUAUAGAGGAGGUCGAUUUCGAGGUGUUCAUCCGUUUGGAGGCCGUUUCAAGAGACAAAGAGGGUUCAUGCCCCAAAUGAUGGGUUACUACGCGGGGGGUAGAGAUGGUUCUUACCAAAAUUACGAAAGCCCAUAUCCGGCAGGGCUGGAAUAUAAUUCUUCGAAUGACGCCUGGCUUUGCGGUGGCGAUAUGAAUGAGCCCAGGUGUUACAGCGAUGUUGGUGGGGGGGAGAAUGAGGACGGCGUGGGGUACCAUCGCGUCGGUAGCAGUUACAGGCAGGAUGUUCCAGAUGAGGAUGGUGGUGGUGGUGGUGGCAGUGGUGGUGGUGGCAGCAGAGAGAGAAAGAAAAAAGUAAAAAAGUUGUCAAAAAAGAAGAGUAAGAAGAAGCAUCAUCACAGGAAAUCUGAUUCCAAAAAGCGUUACAACAGCGAUGAUGGUGAUGAUUACGACGAUGGUGACGACGGGAGAGACCCCCUCCUCCGUGGUGAGGAUGACGUCACUGAUGACGCUGAUGAAGACGACGAAGAGGAAAUAAACUUGAGACAACUCAGAAGAGAGCUGGAGCGUAAAAAGCUACAACUCAAGCAAAUUUUUUUGAAAAACUCCCACAGUGAUGGAGGUGGAGAAGAAAACGAGGAUGAGAGGGCAUUGAAAAGUAACGACCCUGAUCUCUCAACAUCAUCACAGCAUCAUCACCCUCGUCGUCAUCUUCAUCGUAAGAGUCCAUCUGAACUUCAUACAAGGAGCAAUUCUUCCGAUUCGUAUGGAACUCCCGAGACCAGCCCCAGUGAACAACGCCCAGCUGAUCACAAGUCUGCGAGCUCUGAUUAUAAAAAACAUCGCCACAAGCCUAGCAAGUCACCGUCAUUAAUUUCCUCCUCAUCCUCAUCAUCGCGCAAGUCAUCUGCAGCAGCAGCAGCAGUGCCUGUGGAGGUUGAUGAGAAGCAUGCAUCAGGGUGGAGGCUAGCAUCAUCGCGCGACAAGAUGAGAAAGAGAAAAAGGAAGAUGACGCAGAAGGAUAAGAAGAUGGCGAGGAACAGCAGCACCAACAACAACUCAUUCUCUGAGAUAUCGAGUGAUGAUGGUAGAAGCAGUUGUGAGCGAGCUAACAGAAGAAAUUUCAACGAAAAUAAACUUAACCCUCCAUUGGCUGACGAUAAUAAUGAUGACGAGAAGUGUGAUGAUGAUGAUGGAAAUGGCGGCGAUGCCAAGAACGCUGAUGACGAUGACGAUGAAAUAAAGUUGCUGAAUGAGGGGAAGAAAUUAGCUGAAGUGAUUAAGAGAACGGAGGAAUUGUUGUACGGACUUGGAAAUUGCACGAGCUUCACUAAGAUCAAACAGUAUGCCCGCUCAUAUUUCCUGAAGACAAACAUAGACGAGCAGUUGAAAGUAUUCCUAAGUAGGCACAUUGAGAGAAGCUGUAGUGAGGUGGCCUACCAUUCGUCCUCCUACAUCGAGUCCCAAGCGGCCUCUGCAAGUUCUGCUGCUAGGAGUAAGGAUGACAUUGAUGUUGGCACUCUCGAAAAUCCCCACCACCAGCGCCACUCGGGUCGCCCCGGCGGCAACUUCACGAAGAAGUACAAGAUCAAUCAGGUCAUCAAGUCGAGAAGUGGUCAGAACUCAAACUCUUCUUCAAGAAAGUCUUCACCAGAUGUCAGGAAGAGCAGAAGUCAUCGUAGAAGUCGAGAUACUAGUCAGUCCAAUGGUAGCUCCAUACACAGCGAUGAUGAGGAUGACGACGAUGAGGAGGAUGAUGACCAGUCAAAACAUGAAACAUCUCACAAAUCAACCGCGAAGAAAUCAACCUCAACUCCUUACGCCACUGAUGACGUCAAGAGGAAGAGGAAAACGCAGCAGCAGCAGCAGCAGCAGAGUUCUGCUGACCAAUCUGAGAGCUCUUCUUCCGAUGAAUCCAACUCGAAAAAUUAUCAUCCUCCCCAACGGAAAGAAAAUCAUUCUAGAACUCUGAAUAAAUACAUCAACGAUCAUGCUACGGGAAGAAAAUUUGAAAACUUGCAAAUCAGAGUCACCAACUCAGCACUGAUGCAAGCAUCCAAAACUAACAACAACAACAACGGUAACACCAGAUAUAACAACAACAAUUCAUUUUGUUACGGCGACGCUGGCGAUCAGGUUAACAAGCCACCGCCAAUAACAAGGCCACACCUACUACCCGAUCCUGCUCCUUACUACCUCAGAGGUGGCGGUGGCGGCAGUGGUAGCUUCGUUGGCAGCGGCCGUAGUAGUAACGAUGGCUUCUACAAAUUUAAUGAUAAGGUCUUAGAAUAUGAAAUUGGUAACAAUAACAGUGGUGAGAGAUAUUUCAAUCCCUACAGAGGUGCAUAUUACGAUGGAAGGAGGAAGUUUGAGAGAGCUGACGCCAUUGUUAGUUUUAAGAAUUCAAAUUAUAAAAAUGCCAUUUAUGAGGGUAAUGAAUUCGAGCUGGCCGAUGACGAGCAACACUUUUCGUCUUCUUACAAGCUGCUGGGCAGGCAUAACUCAUCCACCUUCUAUGCCGAUGUCGAGUGCGACCAUGCCGAUCAUUACAAACAACAUUACAGAGCAGCAACGUCAAGCAGGGAACAUCGCAAAGAACGAACGCCGACCGAUCACUACCCAACGAGUCAUCGAAACUACAAAAAUUACUCUCUAACAACAACAACUACAACCUACCCGACCAGCAACGAAAAAAACAAAUUAGAAACUCUGCUAAGCAAGAACAGCAUGGUGGCAGACCAACUAAGUCCACCACCAUCUUCGGCCACAAACUGCAGCGGCAGCAGCAGCAGGAAAUCGAUUUACGAGAGGUUAGGGAGGAAGUUAGGAGAUGAUGUCAGCUGGAACUCGAGGCGACCUCAAGUUAUGAAGAUGCCCGGUCCGACUAAUAACGCCACCUCUUCAACUUUCAUAACUCCCGAAUACCAAAACAAAUAUCGAACCACAAGAGACGAACCGCUUUUGCCACAGUUCAGCCGAAACUUAAACAGGCACGAUAACCUGAUGAGAAGAUAUGAAACUUACCAGCAACAUCAACAUGUGCAGCAUCGACCGAAUUUCAAGCCGUACAUCACUAACUAUGCAGCUAGUAGUGGCUUCGGUGCAGGUAGUAGUAGAAGUAGCAGCAGUAGCAACCAGCCAACGAAAAAAUUUAUUCAUCCUUUGGUUCACUCAUCAUCGUCAUCGUUUGCAUCGUCUUCAUCUCAUUUCAAGAGAAACUUGUUAUCAUCGUCGUCCUCUUCACCAACAACAUCAUCGCUAGCAUCGUCAGUUCGGCUGCCUAAAGCUUCAAAAAGCCUUCAGUCUGCUGUUAGCCUGGUCAAGAGAUGA
Molecule: messenger RNA, 3804 nt
Organism: Helobdella robusta
Lineage: Eukaryota; Metazoa; Annelida; Clitellata; Rhynchobdellida; Glossiphoniidae
Exons: 3
Coding region: 1-3804 (1267 amino acids)
Source: RefSeq, a predicted model, not a curated record